Ceraceosorus guamensis is the source of this 1514-nucleotide messenger RNA. RefSeq lists its product as hypothetical. The record is from RefSeq and is a predicted model, not a curated record. Bases 235 to 1500 code for a protein of 421 amino acids. Gene Ontology annotation, molecular function: oxidoreductase activity. Lineage: Eukaryota; Fungi; Basidiomycota; Exobasidiomycetes; Ceraceosorales; Ceraceosoraceae. The transcript has 3 exons.
CAUUCGUCAUCUCCAUCAUCAUCAUCACGAAAACUUGACUGGCGAAUUGGUCGCACCCCACUCCAUUUCUCGUCCCGCAUUGACAAGUCGUUGCUGAGCUGAUUCGGACGCUGCAAAAGGGCCAACACAAACGAGCGGCCCAGUGGUGGCCCUUAGCUGGAGCUAUAUACGCUGCAGAAACAUAGCAUACAGGCCGCACAUCUCUCUCUCACACACACACAGCCUUGCGCAAAGAUGCAGAUGCUUCGACCUCGCCUGCUACGUUCAUGUCAGGCCUUACCACGUGGAGAAGGCUGCGCACGGUGCAUCCGAGAUCGUUCAACCGCAGCGCCCUCAGCGCCCACAGUCUUGUCCAGGCGCGCAAGUCGCCCUUCGAGGCCGCCUCGCCCGCUGCCUCUGUCUGCUCGACAUGCUUCCACCUCGACUGCGGGACGAAGAUCCACGGCGUCCAACGGCUCUGCAAGGGGCAAGAUCCUGUACUUGCUUGUUGGUGCAGGCAUAGCUUCCGCUGCAGUGUAUAGCAAAACUUCCCAGCCUUUACGCGCACAAAGACGCAACAUCAUCGCACCCGACACGUUCCAAGAGUUCCGAGUGACGCAAAAGAGGAUUGCUAGCAGCACGCUGCUGGAAGAGAAGGGGGAUGGAGAGCAUGUCAUGUUGGAUGUGGAUGUUGAAGUGAGCCUGAAUGAGGAUCAGCAAGGUGGUCAGAGUGGUAAAGAGGCGAUGUGCAUCCACACUCUCCAUCUGGCCUCUCCCGCACUAUCCAUCCAACGACCCUACACUCCUCUCUAUUCGCCCUUUGUCGUAUCGAAUGACGCGCCAGCAUCAAUAAAGACACCCAAGAGUGCUCUGAGGAAGGUACAGUUGAUGAUUAAAAAGUACAACGAUGGAGAAGUGGGAAGGUUUGCUCAUUCUUUGGCGAGCGGAGAUCAGAUCUUGCUCAGAGGAUUCGACAAGAGCUGGCAAGGCGAUGGAACGGAGACGGAACUGAUCCUCAUUGCAGGAGGGACAGGCAUCACGCCAAUGCACCAACUCAUCAGCUCCCUUUUCGGCUCCAAUGCAAGCUCAAACUCAGCAGCGACCGCGACCACCACGAAGCCGAAGAUCACGCUGCUAUACAGCGCGCACCAAAUCUCUGCCCUCUGCCUCCUACCCGAACUAGAAGAUCUGCGUCAACGAGCAGGCGCAGAGAGGCUACACAUCGAAUUGUUCGUGGAUCAGCACUCGCACUCGCAUAGUCUGUACGAGAGGGUAUUUGGACGUCGGACGAAGGAGGUGCGUGGGAUGAAGCUGAACGGGAACAGGGUGGGGUUGAAGGAUCUCGAGAGGAUCGCAAAGCAAAAGGAUGCGCACACGCAUUGCAAGGUGUUGAUAGCGGGACCGGACGGCAUGGUGGAAGCUAUAGCGGGACCUAAAGCGAGGGAUGGCAAGUCUCAGGGAGAGUUGGGAGGUCAUUUGAGCCAUCUCGGAUGGAAAAAAGAACAAGUGUGGAAAUUGUGAUGCAAUCUCAUUGC